Peromyscus californicus insignis is the source of this 7009-nucleotide messenger RNA. RefSeq names its product T cell activation RhoGTPase activating protein (gene Tagap). Gene Ontology annotation, molecular function: GTPase activator activity. Lineage: Eukaryota; Metazoa; Chordata; Mammalia; Rodentia; Cricetidae. The transcript is spliced from 9 exons. Gene Ontology annotation, biological process: signal transduction; regulation of Rho protein signal transduction. Bases 4102 to 6288 code for a protein of 728 amino acids. The record is from RefSeq and is a predicted model, not a curated record.
GAUCAUUAAAUCUUUGAAAAAUGUGAUAGGAGCUGGAGAGAUGGCUCAGUGGUUAAGAGCCUUGGCUGCUCUUGUAGAGGAUCUGGGUUCAAUUUCCCCACAUCUACAUGGAGGGUUACAAUAAUCUGUGACUCAAGUUCAAGGGACCCUGACACCCUGUCUGUGGGCACCAAGCACACACAUACAUGGUGCACAUGCAUACACGAAAGCAAAACACCCACACACAUAAAAUAAAAACAAACCUUUUUAUCUUAAAAAAAAAAUAAAGACAAGGGUACUUCCAAAUUUCACACUCUCUUUACAAAUAUUUCUACUGCUAAGAAAACUGCCAUCAAUGUUCUUGUGAGCUUUGCAGAAUCAGGGGACAGGCCUGUCUUCCACAGACAGCCCUAUUUCCAGCUCUGCUCCACUGCAUGGCAUUUGGAUAGUGUCCCGUCAACGACAGAAUGGUUCUUCAGUGCCACAGCAGGACCAUCUGCCAAUGGUGGUUCUCUCACAGUCACACGAAUGUAUCUAUUAAUUAGACGUUGACUGUUAGAGUUUCCAGGGACACCAGUGUUGAUGAACGCCUUACCUCUGGGUUCCAUUAUCAACAACUGGGUCCUACAAAGCCAACAUGUUUCUGCUUGAGAAAUAUGAGGUCCCAACUUAAUCUUUCUAUUGCCAUGCUUACUGCUAUAUUUUGGUCCUAGUAACUCAACACCUCCCUUCAUUACUAAAAGUUGGACACUGUUGGUCCAUGGAAAGUUAUAGAUAUAUGCACAAAUUUGCCAGUGUAGAGGUCUGGAAAACGGUUCAGUGGGUACUGGCCUACACAGGCGUGAAUAACUAAGUUGAGAUCCCCAACACCCAUGAGAAAGCCAGAAUGGCAGCAUGCUCCUGUAACCCUAGUGAUGGGCAGAGGAUGCACAAGGGGUUCACUGGCUAACCAAUCUAGAUAUAUUGGCCAACACUCUAAGAGACUCUGACCCCAAAGUAAGAUAAAAUAGAGGAAGAAACCUGACUGUGGCCUCCAUAAUCCCACCUGAGCACACAUACACAUCACACACACAACAUGUACAUACCCACCCAAAUUGAUAGUUGUGGCUGUUUCUGCAGUUCAACAAACCCCUGAUGGUGUGGAUUGUAUUUUAUUUACUUACUAUUAGUGAAAGUGACAAGUGGGGGUGCUGAAGUUUCAGAAUGGUGUCCUAAAUCUGACUCCCUGCUAGAUGACUGUUCCUCAUGAGGACCCCUGACUUGUCUGUAGGAAUUGACAAGCUGGGUACAGACGACUUGCCUUCUUUGCUCACAAAUGAACUGCUUGAAGAGUUACCCCGAGAGGAAGCAUGGGCACACUUGGGACUCAGGAUCAGAAGGCACAUUUCAGCACAGUGUGCUGAUAACUCUGCGCAAUGAGGUACUUGAAAGUAGCCCACAGAGUAUGUGGCACACACAAAGGUGUUAAGUAUGACUUAGCAAAGUCACAUUUUAACCUCAGAACUGUGCACAGAGUUCAUGACAAUGCCAAGAAUGAGAGCUGGUGUCCCCAAGGACGGUGCUUACACAAACGUAACACGAAUAUAAAAGGUCUUAUUAAUAAAAACAAACCUGGAGCCACGUAUUGGGGUGAACGCUGAAAGAUCAGAGAUACUGAACAAGGCCCAUUCAACCUCACCUCACCAAUUCCUCAGUUGAUCUUGUUUCCUCAGACUGAAAGCCUCUGAAUCCUCAUCCUAAUGGAUCUCAGCUGAACUGCUGCUAAAAGCUAAAAGCUUAACAAGCCUCUAGUUCCUGGUCCUCACGCCUUAUAUACCUUUCUGCUUCCUGCCAUCACUUCCUGGGAUUAAAGGCAUGUGUCUUUCCCAAACAAGACAUAAGAUCUCAAGUGCUGGGAUUAAAGGUGUGUGUCACCUGGUCUGGCUGUUUCCAGUGUGGUUUUGAACUCACAGAGAUCCGGAUGGAUCUCUGCCUCCCAAGUGAUAGGAUUAAAGGCGUGUGCUACCACUGCCUAAACGUAUGUUUAAUAUAGUGGCUGUUCUGUUCUCUGACCCCCAGAUAAGUUUAUUGGGGUGCACAAUAUACCAACCACACACAAAGGCACUGAAGUCUUCCAUCUCAAGAAGAGCUGAGCUGUGUCUCUUUGGGUGAUAACGCAGAUGAUGGAAUUAAGGUGAAAACCCUUGGAAAGUGGGUUCCAUUUUCACAUCACCAAGAGCCUUCUACCUGGUGAGGAGAGAAGGCUUUCUCCAGAGCAGCAGUGCCCUUGACACUAGGGAACCCCAAGAGUAAUCCUGGCUAGGGGUGCAGCUUGGAAACAGAGUGUGUUCUGAGGGGCAGGUGUCAAUCUCCAGCACCAAAACCUGACAACCAACUUAGACAAUCGGGUGGAAUGCUGCAGAGCCGCACAUCAAAUUAUCGGUAAAACAUUCAAAGCCAGAGUCCUGAGGUGUGAUGCCAGUUGACGCCCACAUGGGACGUGAUUUAGUCUCAAAGAAAGAAGAGGAGGCAGGAGAUGUAACAGAGGAUGACAGAGUGCAGGGCACUUUUACGUGCAAUAUAAUUUACAGCAUUUGCAUUUCAACCAUUUCUUUCUGUUAAACUUCCCAAAGACGCCAUGAUACUGACAGACAUGUAACCCUUUACUCCACUUUUCAAAGUCAUUGAUCCUAAAAUGAACGCAGCUGUGUGAGUAUGACUGCCUCUUACUGUACUUCCCAAUAAACUUAGAGGAAGAAAUCUAAUUCUCGGUGGGCAGUUCCCCUGACUCCGAAGAAACUGAUGUAGCUUUUGAGAGUGAUCAUUUUUUCAAAGAGGGGAAGCCAUUCCUUGGCCUCUGCUCUGGUUUUAUAGCAACAUCCAGCACUUAGAUGUACCAUCCAUAUCUAGUCCUGGGGGACAGGGAGGUUGGUGGGUGAAAGGGAUACAGCACCCUAACAGGAUAGACAAACCAGAGAGGGGGCGAGAUGACCGCUUUCCAAAAUAAAAUGAUGUUUACACAGAGAAUAACACACUUUCUCAUUGGCACGCACCACCUUGACAUUCAUUAAAACCUUCUCCUUUGCUCACUAUGUCACGUUUUCCACCCCUAGUAGUUUAUAGAAAUUUUUACUUUGAAAUGGGGUGGGAACGGGGGGUGGGGGGGUGGAAAGAACCAUCGCCGCCCUAAAAGGAAUGAGGAAGUGAGAGCUGUGUAGUGUCUGGCUGGUUCUCUGUGUGACAGCCCAUGAUGUUCCUUCCGGCCCCGGUAAUAUUCUGAGUUUCCACCUGCCCGCCCCCGCCACUUAUAACGCACAGCACAUGAGUCUGAGGGCUCCAGUGUCGCGUCUGUGGGUGGAUUCCCAGGGCCAGGGUAUCUAUCAUGCUGGGUCUCCUGUUUUCCACAGCUCAUUGGAGGUAAAAGAACUUUGGCUGAAGACCCUCCCGGGGUAAGUACUGUAGAUGAACAGGACAGAACACAAACUGCCUUGAAGGUUGUGGGUCUUGGAUCCCUGAGAUUAUAUGUCACUGAAGGAAAGCUCUGCCGAGAAACAUGUGUCUGUCUUAGAAGGACUCUGAACGCAGAAUGCUCGCCUGCCAUGUGACAGCUGCAAUUUGGGGGCCCAGGAAUUCUGUAAAUGUUGGAUUUGGUUUCUGUAUGCCGUAACUAGUAUCCUAGAAAUAAAUUUCUUUCUAACUUGGGUUUAGAUGAGAGUGCAGAGCAUUUAAUAUACGACGUAUGAGCUCUCAAAAAAAAAAAGUGCUAGUUGCUAUAAUUGUACUCAGAUUCUCCUGAUGAGAAUGUAAUUACGGACAACAAAGUAAGUUUCUGAGUGGUAAAGGCAUCUGGCUUAAGGAAUUUAGGAAUAACUUUCUCAGAUGCUGUUCUUAAUCAUUUAGUAAGAAAGAGUGAUUUCUAUCUUAUUUCAUGGAAACCUAGGAAUAUUUAUUUCAUUUGGAUAAAAUAAAUGCAAAUGAAAAGUUGGAUGAGAUUCUCCUGCUGCUCUCAGUGGGAGGCUGGCUUUAAAUUAAAACUUUUCUAUCCAGUAGCUCUACGCUCAGGGCGCUGUUGUUGUUGUUGUUGUUUUGGCAAUCUGACUCUGACAUUUGACUGGCUAUUCUAUUUUAUAACUCUUUUCCUUUAUGAUGUAUUGUGGACAGAAUCGAAGCCGCCUGCUAGUGAAACGCCCCCUUGGACUGUCAGCCCCAACCCCAAUGAAGUUGACAAGCAGUCUGGAGUCAAAAACACUUAAUGCCAAUAACAUGGAGACAUUGAUUGAAUGUCAGUCAGAGGGUGAUAUCAAGGCCCUUCCGCUGUUGACAUCAUGUGAGAGUGAAGACAGCAUCUGCCAGCUAAUUGAAGUUAAGAAGAGAAAGAAAGUGCUGUCCUGGCCCUCUCUCAUGAGAAAGCUCUCUCCUUCGUCUGACUUCCCUGGUUCAUUGGAACCAGAGUUGAAGGUGUCACUGUUCGAUCAACCCUUGUCAAUCAUCUGUGGGGAAAACGACACACUCCCCAGGCCCAUCCAGGACAUCCUCACCAUCCUCUGCCUUAAAGGCCCUUCAACCGAAGGAAUAUUCAGGAAAGCUGCCAGCGAGAAGGCCCGCAAGGAGCUGAAGGAAGAACUGAACUGUGGGUGCCCAGUGAACCUGAACCAGCUGCCGGUGCACCUGCUGGCUGUGGUCUUCAAGGACUUCCUCCGAGGAAUCCCCCUGAAGCUCCUCUCCUGUGACCUCUUCCAGGAGUGGAUGGACGCCCUGGAGAAGCCCAACGAGGAGGACAGAAUCGAGGCCCUAAAACAGGUUGCGGAUCGCCUCCCCAGGCCCAACCUUCUACUGCUCAGGCACUUGGUCUCCGUGCUGCACCUGAUCAGCAAGAAUGCUGAGGUCAACAAGAUGGACUCCAGCAACCUAGCCAUCUGCAUCGGGCCCAACAUGCUUGCUCUGAAGAAUGACCAGAGCCUGUCCUUCCAGGCCCAGAAGGACCUGAACAAUAAGGUUAAGACAUUGGUGGAAUUCCUCAUUGACAACUGCUUUGAAAUAUUUGGGGAGAACAUGCCGACACAUUCCCGCAUCACUUCUGAUGACUCCCUGGAACACACUGACAGUUCAGAUGUGUCAACUCUGCAGAAUGACUCAGCUUACGACAGCAAUGACCCAGACGUGGAGCCCAUGAGUGCCACCACUUCUCCCAGCAGGCAGCUGGAGGGGCCCGCUGGCCUGGAUAACCGGGGCCCACAGGACACCUGUGAGUCAAGCUCAGAACCCAUUGCUGGCAUGGUAGCCAGGCUGAAAAGCUCCAUUGGCCAGCAAGAUAGGCGGUUCUCUGAACCCAACAUGUCACCCUCACAAGAGUGCCUCAUGGGCCAAAUGAGAAAACAAAAGCUAACCAAGAGUGAGGAUAACUUCACCAUGCCCCAGGAAGCCUCUUGUUUGGAGGGUGAUGAGGCUGAAGAUCCGUUUACAGAGGAAGUCUUCCCGGCAGCUGAAGGCAAGCCCAAGAGACCAGUGGAUUUAAAGAUAAAGAACUUGACCCAAGGUGUAGCAACAUCACAGGGACUGGUACCCAAAGCAUUUUCCAGAGUCUCCCCAGGUAAAUCUUUGGACAGCUCACCUCUGCCUUCUCCGUCCUGUCCCAAAAGAAACUUCUUCACCAGACACCAGAGCUUCACCACAAAGACAGACAAGAUCAAACCCCAGAGAGAAAUUAGAAAGCAUUCCAUGUCAUUUUCCUUUACGUCUCACAAAAAAGUGCUGCCCGGGACCUCCAGCAUGGGGUCUGAGAAAUCCAAAGACUUUUCUAGAGACCAAAUCAGGAAGGGUUUCAGAAAAGAAAGCCAGCUUGCUGGCAGAAUCAUCCAGGAAAAUGAGUCAGAAAUCCAAAGCCAAACAACUCUGGGCUUUAGCUUGUCUAGAACCUGGGCCCUCUCAGUUGAUAACGUGUUCCAAAUAGUGGAUGUGAGGAAGCCAGGAAGUCCACCAUCGUACGAAGAGGCCAUUCAUUACCAGGCACCUGGACUCACAGCCUACGGUGGCCAGACGGUUGCCAGUAUGAGAGCGAGAAUGCUCAAAUGGAACACAGCUCUGCCUUCUCACCUUGGAGUUGACCACAGUGAAGGGACACCUGGUGGACACAGAUUGUCUCCCAUGACUGAGCACUGGAAACAGAGUCAGACUGUCUGUGUCUCUGUGGAAACUCGGGGGAGAUCUGAGCUGCACCAACUGAGGACCGUGUCUGAAUCCAUGCAGGAGGCUAAGUUGGACUGUCUCAGGCAACAACACAUGGUCUUUGAGGUUGACCAACUCCAGUGUGCUAAAGAAUCCUACAUUUAGGAAAGGAGACCUUGUACCAUGGCUAACUUGUGGUGUAUGUGAAUAUAUUUCUGCACAGAGAACUAUCAAUUCUACUCUCCAAAAAGUCAUGAAUAAGCUCAUUCAGAAUGUUGUGUAGAGCUCUCCUCUGUGAGGAUGGCUUACACAGCGACACGUCAGAUUGUGUGUAUAUCUGGGUUUGUGCAAUAUGUGGUAAAUGUCUAAAAUGUACUAUAGACAAGGUGUUAGAUGAAAGGGGUGUCGUCUACAUACACCCGUGCAUGCAUGCAUUUAUGUAUUCUCUAUAUAUUGCUGGUUUUCAUCCCCAGGUGCAUGUUUCUACUAUCUUUACUUUUCUUAGUUACCUCAAAUGUCUUGCCAGUGUUCACAUUUUCCAAGAGCUGUGUGUAGGUAGAAAUGUCGGAACCUCUCAUGUAAGUCGGUUUUCCUAAGCAGGCUUCUGACAACUAACUAGCAUAGUGGAAGGAAGUACACGGAAAGACACUAUGCACCACGUGGGAGCUGUCAGAGGCUGGGGGGAGGUCUUUCAAUAUCUAACGGAAUGUGGGCGGAGCGGUGGAAAUGAGUUGUGUCAGUAUUAACUCGAGCAGAGCACUUUGAGCCUCUGCAGUUCAGUGGUGUCUUGUGCAACAGUGUGGAGUAAAGUGAUGUUGUGUUCAUUGAGGGGUCAUGUAUAAAACUUCAGUGCAGUUUCACUACAAUAAACUGCCUUCCUCCUUUA